Anguilla anguilla (European eel) is the source of this 2775-nucleotide messenger RNA. RefSeq names its product coiled-coil domain-containing protein 39-like. The transcript has 18 exons. The coding region runs from base 124 to 2775 and encodes 883 amino acids. Gene Ontology annotation, cellular component: axoneme. Gene Ontology annotation, biological process: cilium movement; inner dynein arm assembly; cilium-dependent cell motility. The record is from RefSeq and is a predicted model, not a curated record. NCBI's taxonomy places the organism in Eukaryota, Metazoa, Chordata, Actinopteri, Anguilliformes, Anguillidae.
GCCUAGUUUACCGCAACAGGUUUUCUGGGUGUUGUGUUGUCCCAGUUCAAUAGAACGAAUUAGUUUUUACUUGUAAGAAUUUGUGAUAAUUAUACUUGUUGCUCGAUUUACUUCAAAGGAAAAAUGGCAAACGCAAUUUUUGCUGAAAUGGGCUUUGGUGAUAUAUACUCCGUUCCGAUGGCAAACGCUGAAAACCAAGCACUUGAAAAUGAGCUUCAGAUGAAACGAAAAGAGAAGUCUAACUUGGAUAACAAAAUCAGCCAACACCAAGAGACAAUCCAAGCCUUAUCAGAUUUUCUGAAAAACAUCAGACAGGAGCUGCUUCACACCCAGGCGCUCUCCGAGGCUGUGGAGAAGGAGGCAGAGUCUGAGGUGCAUUUCAAGGCCCUUGCAGAUAGAGAGAUGGGCUGCCUGCAGCAGGAAGCCACUCAGCUGGGGAAGGACAUUCAUCUGUUGAGGGAGAAAAAGAACACACUGGAGAGUGAAAUCCUCAGGGGCUCUCAGAAGCUGGAGAAGAUGAAGAACCAACUGAACUGGGAUCAGCAGACACUGGAUGACUGGCUGGAGGAAUUUGCACUGGAGGAUGAAGACACCAUGGUCCUGGUCAAAUACUGCCGUCAGGACGAGAGCAGAAUAAAGGGACUCACGCUGAAUAUUGACAAAACAACCGCGGAGAUCAACCAGAAAUACAAGGCCCUGGACAAGGAGUGGACCAAGACAAUGACGGCACAGGUGGCGCUGGAUAGGGUCACAGAAAAUUUCCACAGGGCCCACAGUGAGCGGCAAGAUCUCAUUCAUCAGUGGGAGAAUGCCAUUGAGCAGAUGCGCAAGAGAGAUGGCGAUUUGGAGCAGUGCAUCAUGUCUCUCUCUCAAGUGAAUCAGGACGUGAGACAGAGGCAGGAAGCGAUAGGAGAGAAGAAGAGACAGCUGGAAAUCCAGGAGAGCAACAACCAGGAGUGCGAGAAGAAGUUUACGGCCGCCAGGCUGCUGGCGAGCAAGCUGAGGGCGGAGUUUCGGGACAACGAGUUCCUGUGCGGUCAACUGAAGAGCGAGUUUGAAGGCUUAAGGAGCACUGUGGAGCAGGUGGCUACCAAAGUAGAUGCUAUGAGGUCGCAGCUGGCAAGCCAGAAUAAUGACAAGAAGGAUAAAAGCUUCAAGCUGAAAAAUGCCAAGCUCCUCAUCACAGCUCUGGAACAGAAAAUUAAGGAAGUGACAGAGUCAGCCAGCGGUGUGGAGGGAGCGGCUUCCAUGAUGGAGCGAAUGCUGGAGGAGGAGGAGCUGGCCAAUACCGAGCUGGAGUCUACGACGCAUCACCAUCACAGGAUGCUGUCACAGAAGAUACAGGACCUGCAGGCCCUGAAAGCCAAGGAGGAGAACUUAAUGGCCGAGAUCUCCAGGACCCAAGAUGUCCUCAGGAACCUGCUUCGUCACCUCAGGAACGCGGAGGACGACUACGUCAGAAACCAGGAGCUGAUUGAAAGCCAGGACUGCCAGAUCAAGGUGGUGAAGGAGAAGCUGAGGCGUCUGAAAGGAGUUCAGAAUUCUGAGGAAGACCACGCCUUUAGACUGGAGCUGUCUGCGUUGUCUAAGUCCAUAGAGGAGAAAAAGAGAACCACCAUAAUGCUGUCACAGCAGCUGAGAAGCUUGGAGGUGGAGAGUCGCUGCGUGAAGAAAACAGUAGAGAAGGUUGGAGCACAGAGGAGAGAUCUGACCUCCAAGCUUGUGGAAAUGGAGCUCUGUAAUGAGAUUGUUGAAAGGGAAUUGAAGAAGCUUAUUGCCAAAAAUCAGGAAUCCCUGGUGGAGGAUAACCUCUUGAAGUUGGACGCGAAACGGGUUCGAGAUCGGCUGCAGAGCGAGACUGAGCGCGUCAUCUCUCUGGAGAAACAGAGGAUGAAUCUAGAGGCAGCGAUGAAGGAGAAAGAGCUGGAGGUGGACUUUAACAGAGACGUGCUCCAAACGCAGGUGAAGAUAAGCAGCCAGGAAACCCAGCGUCUCAGAAUGGGGAUGAACGAAAACCUGAGUCGGAUCGACAAGAUGAAGACAAAAUAUGAGACCAUCGCAGUGCCUAUCAUGUCUGCUGAUGGAGAGGGAGAGCGGUCACUGGAAUAUUACAUGGUCCAGGCUGCUCAGGAGAGGGAGGAGCUCAAGCGCAAAGGCGACAAACUCGACAAAAAAGUCAGUAAGAAGGAGACGGAGAUCGAGGCCCUGGAGAACACCCUGCACGCCAUCAGCCGCAGAAGAGAGCACCGCAAGGUGUCCGGCGUGCUCAGCCUGUCCACUGAGGAUUAUCAAAAACAUCUGCAGCUCGAGGAGCAGAAGAGGGCUGUGGACGAGAAUUACAGCUUUAAAAUGAGGCAGAUAAGAGAACUCCAACAGGAUAUCGAUGGCAUGAACAACACACUUGAUAGCCUCCAUCAAGAGGAGGCCUCAUUAAAGGAACAGAGGGAUGAGAAUUGCAGAAAGAUCCUCACCCUGAACAAAGAACUGGAGACUCAGAAAGAAAAGCUGGAAAGGGUCACAAAGCAGUGCUCUAAACUGACUGGGGAUGUCCGGUCAUCCAAGAAGACCAAAAGCAAGACCAAAGAGGAAUAUGAAAUAGACCUCUGUCAGCUGAAUGACUUCAACAAAAUUGUGGAGAGGAUGCUGCUUGAGGCUAUGGAUGAUGACCCAGACCUGAGAUCUGUGCUGCAAAUGCAUUUUCAGGAGGUACCGUUUGCUUUCAGUAUCAGAACCCUGUUAAAGGGAAUCCAUGAAAGCCAGCGGCCCAGCUUGUGA